This is a messenger RNA of Sus scrofa (pig), 1482 nucleotides long. RefSeq names its product four and a half LIM domains 3 (gene FHL3). Gene Ontology annotation, biological process: actin cytoskeleton organization. The record is from RefSeq and is marked provisional. Gene Ontology annotation, molecular function: actin binding; transcription coregulator activity. Lineage: Eukaryota; Metazoa; Chordata; Mammalia; Artiodactyla; Suidae. Gene Ontology annotation, cellular component: nucleus; Z disc; stress fiber.
CCCACACAGUCCGUGUGCAGCCGGCAGCCUAGCCGGUAGCUCGCUCGGCCCCGCUCGGCCUGGCCCGCAGGUAGGAGCCGCCGAGGGACGCGGCCCCGGCUGCCCGGCCCUCCCUGCUCGAGCGCCGCGCCUCGCUCCCGCCGCCCGCUUCGAGGGCUCCAUCACAGCCACCAUGAGCGAGACCUUUGACUGUGCAAAAUGCAGCGAGUCCCUGUACGGGCGCAAAUACAUUCAGACGGACAACGGCCCCUACUGUGUGCCCUGCUAUGACAACACCUUUGCCAACACGUGCGCUGAGUGCCAGCAGCUUAUCGGGCAUGACUCAAGGGAGCUGUUUUACGAGGAUCGCCACUUCCACGAGGGCUGUUUCCGCUGCUGCCGCUGCCAGCGCUCCCUCGCCGACGAGCCCUUCACCUGCCAGGAUAGCGAGCUGCUCUGUAACGACUGCUACUGCAGCGCCUUCUCCUCUCAGUGCUCCGCCUGCGGAGAGACCGUCAUGCCUGGGUCCCGGAAGCUGGAGUACGGAGGCCAGACGUGGCAUGAGCACUGCUUCCUGUGCAGCGGCUGUGAGCAGCCGCUGGGCUCCUGUUCCUUUGUGCCCGACAAGGGUGCUCACUACUGCGUGCCCUGCUAUGAGAACAAGUUCGCGCCUCGCUGCGCCCGCUGCAGCAAGACGCUGACACAGGGUGGCGUGACGUACCGUGACCAACCCUGGCAUCGAGAAUGCCUGGUCUGCACAGGGUGCCAGACGCCCCUGGCAGGGCAGCAGUUCACCUCCCGGGACGAUGAUCCUUAUUGUGUGGCCUGUUUUGGAGAACUCUUUGCACCCAAGUGCAGCAGCUGCAAGCGCCCCAUCACAGGACUCGGCGGAGGCAAGUAUGUGUCCUUUGAAGACCGCCACUGGCACCACAGCUGCUUCUCCUGUGCCCGCUGCUCCACCUCCCUGGUGGGUCAAGGCUUCGUGCCGGAUGGAGACCAAGUGCUGUGCCAGGGUUGCAGCCAGGCAGGGCCCUGAGCCAGGGCUCCUGGGCCCAGGCCCUCCCAUACCAGGGCUCCAGGACUAAGGCUCCUCUUCCAGACCACCUCUGGGUCCCAGCCCCGCCCCAAAUGGGGUUCCCCCUAGGCUCCAGGAUUCAGCCUCCCCACUCCAACAUCCCCAAUCUGGUACUCCAGGCUUAAUGGAGCCUCCAUCAUUUAAAUCCCCCCCAAACCAGGACCCCAGAACUCAGUCUAUAUGGGUGACUGAAAAGUCCUCAGAAGUGGACCCUCCCCACCCUCAUCCCACCUCUCUCCACAGGGAUGGGGCUUUCUGGGCAACAGAUGAGAGGUUCAGUGCUUAGGGGGGGUCCUAGGGUACAGUUUUGCCCAGCCCGUGUUGUCAAGUGUUUUCUCGUUUCAGUUCAGCUCUGUUUUGCCCAGAGAUGGGCAGAGGGGUGGGAUUGGCUCACCCCACCAUUCAGAUUCUGCAAUAAAGCAGUAUGA